Molecule: messenger RNA, 1251 nt
Organism: Ostertagia ostertagi
Lineage: Eukaryota; Metazoa; Nematoda; Chromadorea; Rhabditida; Trichostrongylidae
Source: the annotation of a GenBank genome assembly
AUGAAGUCAUUCAUUCCAGUGCCUGAAGGUUCGGAUUUCCCGAUCCAAAAUCUUCCUUAUGGAGUGUUCUCCACGAAAGACAAUGCAAAACACCGUAUUGGUGUUGCGAUUGGCGAAUCGAUCCUGGACCUCUCCGCCAUUGCUCACCUCUUCGACAGUCUAUCACUGAAAGGACAUCAGGACGUUUUCAGACAGGAGACGUUGAAUGCCUUCAUGGGCUUGCCUCGAGCCGCGUGGGUAGAAGCUCGGGCGAUUAUUCAGAAGCUGCUCCGAGACGAUGUCCCAACACUCAAGGAAAAUCCGGAGCUGAGAGCUAAGGCGAUUGUGAGCCAAAAGGACGCCACCAUGCAUCUUCCUGCUACAAUCGGAGACUACACCGACUUCUACUCGUCGAUCUAUCACGCCACUAACGUUGGCAUCAUGUUCCGCGGCAAGGAAAACGCUCUUAUGCCUAACUGGAAAUGGCUGCCAGUUGGCUAUCAUGGACGAGCCUCUUCGGUCAUUCCGUCUGGCACACCAGUGAGACGCCCUCGUGGACAGGUGAAACCCGAAGGAGCUGCUGAACCUACCUAUGGUCCUUCGCGGCUGCUGGAUUUUGAGCUCGAGAUGGCGUUCUUCGUAGGCGGUCCAGCGACCGAGCUGGGUCAGCCGAUUCCGAUCGAAGAUGCCGAAGAGCACAUUUUCGGUGUGGUACUCAUGAACGACUGGAGCGCGCGCGAUAUUCAAGCUUGGGAAUACGUACCUCUUGGUCCAUUCCUUGGUAAAUCAUUCGGUACCACAAUUUCACCAUGGAUAGUCCCUAUUGAAGCUCUACGGCCGUACAUCGUUGAAAAUCCGAAACAGGACCCCGCUCCACUGAGUUACCUGAAACACUCAGAUCCAUUCACACUGGACAUCAAUCUUGAGGUGACGAUCAAGCCAGAUGGAGGUGCUGAUCAUUCCGUGUGCAAGACCAAUUUCAAGCAUCUGUACUGGACUUUGAAGCAACAGUUAGCUCACCAUACGGUGAACGGUUGCAAUGUCCGACCUGGUGAUCUUAUGGGUUCUGGAACCGUUUCCGGACCGGAAGAAGGAGCGUAUGGAUCGAUGUUGGAACUGUCGUGGCGAGGUGCCAAGACCGUAGCUGUCGGUGAUCAGACUCGGAAAUUCCUACAGGAUGGUGAUGAGGUGAACCUCAGCGGAUUCUGUGAGAAGGACGGUGUCCGCAUCGGAUUUGGCGAAUGCCGAGGAAAAGUCCUGCCAGCACUCUGA